CCAAGGCCGCCCAUUGGGCCACGAGUCUAUACUCGCGGUCCAGGUCUGAGUGGACUGUCGCCAAAGGCCUGCGAGAUACGUCGGUGUUCAUGAGUCACGGAAUCCCACACUGCUCAGGAUCACUAUAAAACCCAUAGGGUUCGUCAAUGGAUGAAAUGGUCGAAGGGAUACCAGAGAAUCGUCGGACACGCCAAGGAUUUGCUCAACACCAGGCAGACAGAUAACAGCCAUGGCCACAGAGCAUUGCCCUAGUGCCUCCAUCAUAGAUAGCGAUCAUCCAGAUCCCAGCUGGAACCGGGGCAAAGAGGCCAUCCCCUCUAGUAUCCCAAUGGGAAGAAUGGCUUUGGAAGACCGAGGAUACCGGCUCACCAGACUGAGUGAAGACCAUAUACUGGUAGACUUUGACCAUGGAUCUCCUGAGAAUCCGGUCAAUUGGACUCACACAAAGAAAAUGUGCACGGUUUUCACGGCACUCUUCUUGGUCCUCAACUCCGGAAUCUCGUCGUCUUUACCCAGCAAUGUCGUUCCGUUGAUGAUGCAGGAUUUCAAUGUCACCGGAGACUCGCAGAAGGUUCUUCCAACGGCCUUGUUCCUUAUCGGAUAUGUUGUGGGACCCUUGGUCUUCAGUCCCCUGAGUGAGACGAUUGGAAGAAAGGCCGUUCUGCUAUGGAGCUUCACUGUGUUUGUCUUGGCGACGCUGGGGUGUGCCUUUGCCCCCAACUGGCCGGCCAUGCUGAUAUUCCGAUUCAUCUGUGGGGCCAUGGGGGCGGCUCCCCAGACGGUGGUCGGUGGCGUCUAUGCCGACAUGUUUUCGACCCCACGAGCCCGUGGCCGGGUGAUGACCUUUUAUAUGGCGGCUGCAAGCUUUGGUCCGAUCAUUGGGCCGAUCAUCUCCGGGUGUAGUUCUCAAUACGGCUGGCGAUGGACAUUCCGCAUCGACCUUAUUCUUACCGGCUGUAGCUGGCUAGGCUCGCUUUUUAUGCCAGAAACCUUCGGCCGCGUCAUCCUCAAGAAGCAUGUAGCAAUGCUGAACAAGGGCUCGGCCACCUCUCCCUAUGUCUCACAGCAGGAACUUCAGAGUGUCGUCGUCGACUGUAGCUUUACGCAGACCUUGACGCGACCCAUCACGAUGAUGAUCUUUGAGCCAAUCAUCGUGUUCACCGGAAUCCACAUCUCGCUUGCCUACGGUCUCAUUUUCUUCUGUUUUCAAGCAUAUCCUAUUAUCUUUGAAGACACCUACGGCUUCAGUGUCAAACAGACUUCGUUGUGCUUUCUACCCAUUGGCAUCGGCGCUGCAUCGUCAGGUCUUUUUUCACUCUACUACGACAUCAUUUAUGAGCGAGCCAAAGCGCAAGGGAAAAGGUGGACGUCAGUCCCCGAGCUCCGGCGACUCCCAGUCGCGUGUAUCGGUGGCCCUUGUCUCACCAUCAGUCUCUUCUGGCUGGGAUGGACCGCCAACCCCCAGAUCUACUGGCUGGUUCCGGUGCUGUCGGGUCUGCUGUUCGGAUUCGGAUACCAAAUUAUCUUCAUCUCGCUCUUGACGUAUGUGACCGAUGCGUACAAAAUCUACUCGGCCAGCGCCCUUGCAGCAUCGGUGAUCAUGCGGAGUAUCCUGGGUGCGGUUUUCCCGCUGGCGGCGACUCCGAUGUAUUCAACCCUCGGAAUAGGGUGGGGAACAUCGGUGUUGGGGUUCGCGAGCCUGGCUUGUGUCCCCAUCCCGCUGGUGUUUUUGUACACCGGGGCUUGGAUGCGCAAGAAAAGCUCCUUCUGCCAGCGGCUACUGCAGGAAGAGUGUGCGAAAGAAGUGCAGGUGACACAGCCUGCCACGAAGGAGACAGUUUGAUCACCGUGUCACCAAACCGGCCGCGCGCCCCUCCAAGAUGGGAUGCACUCCCGUCAAC
Molecule: messenger RNA, 1901 nt
Organism: Aspergillus ibericus CBS 121593
Lineage: Eukaryota; Fungi; Ascomycota; Eurotiomycetes; Eurotiales; Aspergillaceae
Product: MFS transporter
Exons: 7
Coding region: 230-1843 (537 amino acids)
Biological process (GO): transmembrane transport
Molecular function (GO): transmembrane transporter activity
Source: RefSeq, a predicted model, not a curated record